AUGCGGGUGCAUUCGGGCGGCGGCGCCGUCGCAUCAACAAUCACGGCCUUUCUGCGUCAGAGCUUAUCUCGAGCUGGCCCGCCGCGAUACCGAUACGGUUCACUUGAGUGCCGGCCGCCGCCCGCGUUCCCGCGGACCCACCAGCGUCGCGCGCGCUCUUGUUUACCUCACACUAGUGCGGCCGCUGUGCGACAACGCUCGCGUGCUAACAAAUCACGGCUAAACGCGCUAACGAUU
Iphiclides podalirius (scarce swallowtail) is the source of this 237-nucleotide messenger RNA. Lineage: Eukaryota; Metazoa; Arthropoda; Insecta; Lepidoptera; Papilionidae. The record is from the annotation of a GenBank genome assembly.